CUUUCUCUUUCCACAACUUCAGACAUACCUUCUCUCUCCCUCUCUCUCUGAAUUAAGGUAAGAAAUGGCAAAGCUUAUUUUUGCAACACUGGGUGCAAUUUUCUUCAUGUGUUUGGCUAAGCUUGGCACAGCCACAGUGUACAAUGUUGGCGAUACAUCCGGUUGGGAUACUGGUGUAGAUUAUUCAAGCUGGGCAAGUGGGAAGACCUUCGCUGCUGGAGAUAGUCUUGUCUUCGCCUACGGGUCUGGAGCGCACACAGUGAACGAAGUGUCGGCAAAUGAUUACCAGUCAUGUUCCACAAGCAACUAUCUCAGCACCGACUCCAGCGGCUCGACAACGAUCACUCUCAAGACCGCCGGUACCCAUUACUUCGUCUGCGGAGUCCCCGGCCAUUGCAUCGGCGGCAUGAAGCUCGCCGUCACAGUCGGCGGCACCUCUUCUUCAACCGGUUCCUCCGCCACGCCUUCCACCCCCUCCACCACCACCACCGGCUACCACUAUUCCGCCGCCAUCAAAACACAGAUUCCUGCGGCGGUGGCCGGAUUGCUGAUGAUCAUAAUGGGUCGUCUUCUUUGAGAUUGGUGAAGUCAGGGUGGAGACAGUGCUCGCGCUCUCAUCAUCGUGAUCAGGAGUUAGUAGAAAUUUGACGGCUUAGAUCAGUUAGAUGUUAUCUCUUGAUUUUCCUCUUCUUUUUUAGAUAGAUUGUUGGUGCAUGAUUUGUGUUGAAAUUAUAUUAAUUAGUGGAUCUUUAAUUUGUGUUAACAAUUUAAUUACCAGCUUUUUAGUCAUGAGAUGUCAUAAUUGAGUGCUUAUUUAA
This is a messenger RNA of Dendrobium catenatum, 818 nucleotides long. Its product is annotated as blue copper protein. Gene Ontology annotation, molecular function: electron transfer activity. The coding region runs from base 65 to 577 and encodes 170 amino acids. Lineage: Eukaryota; Viridiplantae; Streptophyta; Magnoliopsida; Asparagales; Orchidaceae. Gene Ontology annotation, cellular component: plasma membrane. The record is from RefSeq and is a predicted model, not a curated record. The transcript is spliced from 2 exons.